Molecule: messenger RNA, 3147 nt
Organism: Tetranychus urticae (two-spotted spider mite)
Lineage: Eukaryota; Metazoa; Arthropoda; Arachnida; Trombidiformes; Tetranychidae
Source: RefSeq, a predicted model, not a curated record
UAAGUAGAGAAGUUGGAAUUGAAAUUCAGAGUGCUGUUUAUUUUACUUGAGUUGUUUAUCAUUUUAAUAAUUAUUUUUUUUAGCCGCAGCCUGAUUAUCAAAGUUUAGGCCAAUUUCAAUUUUUCUGCGGAAAAACACUUGUUCGAACCCGGAAUUCAACUCAAAUGGCUGUGGCCAGUGGACAUGAAGCUGACAAUGUUUAUUUUGAGGAUGAUGAAGAAGAAGAGGAGUAUGAUGAUGAUGAAGUAGAAGACGAUGACGAUGACGACGAUGAUGAAUCUUGCUCGGAUCAGAGUUCAACUACCUCAACAUCAACCAGCAAUAAUCAAAGGGUGGAUGGAGGAAGAGUUUGUGACUGUUGCUAUUGUGAAGUUUUUGGACAUGGCAUGCCAGCAGUUGCCCCGACAUCAAGGAAUUACAAUGAAAUGAGAGAGCGACUUAGAUCGCGAUUAAAUAAGAGAAAAGCGGAAAGAGGAAGAUGUGAAAAUCGUUCUAAUGUUAGUGCUAUCGGUAAUGAUAAACGCAAAGAAGUGGUUGGAAAAGAGGAUAAUCGAGAUUUAGAGGAGCUCUUAAACUACAUUGAAGGAACAACCAAUCGAGACGCUAAUAAACCAGGUAAAACUAAAAAGAAAAAAGAAAAGCAGAAAAAGAAGAAGGAAAAACAAAAAGACAAGAAGUCCUCCUCAUCAUUAAAUAUUAUGAAUUCGAGUGUUGAUAGCGAAACAAGCAAUCCUAAUCAAGCGGAUUCAAAGACAAAUGUGUUAAAGUGUAAUUUAAGUGAACCAACAUCCGAUAAAGUUAAUAAUCACAAAGAUAAUUAUUCCAAUGCCUCAAAAGAAGAUAAGUCAACUCAAGCAAUUUUCGACUUAUCGACACCAUCAGGUAGUCAUAAUCUCAGUCCACAUGUUGAAAGGACAAAAGAAAGAAAACAUAGCAAUCAAAUCGAUCACAACAGCUAUCGCAACACAUCAGCUACCAUUGCCAGUGAUCAUAAGGUGGCUUGUAAUCACUCUAUUUCAUCUUCUAAUAUAAAAAAGACGAAAGAAGAAAAAAGACGAAAUGGAGAUGAGACAAAAAGUGACAAGAAUCAGAUUAUUCAUACUGAAUUUGCCUCUACUGAUUCACAUGAAGGCCAACAAGCAACGCACCAAAUUUCUCAAGAGAGGCAUAAUCAUGUUCGUUGCUCAUCAUCAACGCCAACCUCACUAGUUAAUCAUGAAAGAAGUCCGUCUCAUUGUUCCAUCAAUGUAUCUAAUUCGACAAAUAAUUCAUCGACUUCAAGAACGACGACGAGUAUUUCAAAGGUGGCCUCAUCUACAUCAACAACCCUUUAUCCUUCUAGAACACCAUCAUCUCCACCUCCUCUAGCACCAAGCAUAGCCACAACUGCAAAAUUAGAAACAACAUCAAAAUCAUCAUUAACACUGUCAUUAACAACAUCAGCCUCAUCAUCAACAACAACAACAACAAUAUCCUCAUCGCCAUCGAGAUCAUCCUCCUCAUCUGCAACAAAAACAUCGUCAUCAACCACUUCUAAUGAUAUCUCAGAUCACUGUGUCAAUCCUUCGACAACAGUAUCAUUUAGAAGUAAAAAUGGGCAGAAAUUUAGUCAAAGUUCCGGUAUAAAUAAUGCUUCAAAUAAAAAACCACACCAGGACAGAUUGAAAGAAUCAAUUCCAUCUAGUGAUAAGAGAAAUUGUCUAAACUUAGCUACUCAUAACUCGCCUCAUCAAUUAAUUGAAGAGACACUCUCAUCGACACCAAAAAAUAGUAAAAGACGUGAUAAACGAGAAAAUAAGAGUCGUAAUAAGAAUAUUUCAGAUGAUAUUCUGUCUCCAGAUGAAGUAUUCAGGCCCAAAGACAUUGAUCUUGAAAAUGAUGAAUUAGAUGAAACCGAGAAAGAAAUUGAGGCUUUUAAAAGGUUUUGUUACAACUCUGUGCCACUUGCUCGGAAAGACAAAGUUAAUGUUCAUGUAAAUCUAAAAGACAUACUGUUUAAGAGAAGUCCAAUAAGUGGCAAUCUAGAAAUUAAACAUUCUGUAAAAAAUGAACCUGGUAAAUGAAAUCCAGACAAAUCAAGUGAAAACCAAAGUAAAAUUGGACAAGAUGGAGGCAUUUUCGCAAAAUGUCCCGAGGAUAAAUUAACUGACAAAAUAAAUUAAACAGGCGAUCCAAAUCAUGAAGACACCAACAACAACAAUUAUCAAACAAUAAUCAAAGAAAGUUGUGCCAAGGGACUUUCAAAGCUCUACUUUUCGGCCAUGUUUUAUUAUUGUUUCAAGUUUUCAUCAUUUCUUCUCUCUUUCCCUUCUCUCUAAACCCACUAAUGGGUGCGCAAAAAAAGGUAAAAUCAAUGGCCAUUGAAAAAGAGUUGAUAAUCUCUGAGCUUUCUAAGUUUAAUUUUGUGCUGUUGUACACCAAACUCUAAAUGAUGAAAAGAAUACGGUUGACCUUCAUCUUCUGAUCGAUGGCAAAACAUCCAGUUGUAGAUGAAACAAAUUGUUAUUCAGAAUCGCAUUAAAUUGGAAAACACCAAAACAAAAAAUCCAAGUCUGUAGCAGCGAAAGUUGAAAACUUCUUAGAAAAGAUGUAAUGUAAAAUGUUAUGAAUGCUAUUACCUAGUGUGAUACACAAUUAUAAACAUAAGUAUUUUUCACCAAACAGCGAAAGAAAUUUUGAACACAAGAAUGGAUAAAUGGUAAACCAAUGGUCAAUUUGUGCUUCGUAUCCUAAUCAAUCGAGGAAACAAAACUAAACACUCUUAAUUAAAACCACAUUGGAUUCAAAAUUGAUCAUUUGGAUAUAGAAAAAAAACUUCAUUGAGCAAAAUAAUUUUGGUAAUACUUAUUCAAUAAGACUGUUGUUUUAUUUCUAAACUUUCCUCUUUUUCUUCUUCUCUCUCCACUUCUCUUUUCAUCUUAUUAAAAGAUUGAGAGAUUUCAAAAGGAAUCAUGGUUUAAGGAAAAGUUGACUAUUUAAGUUUUCGGUGUUCUGUUAUUUUAGAGCAAAAAUCGAACGAGAGAAAGAAAAUUAUUUAUAUAAAUAAAUGUGUCAAAUGAUUGCAAAGUUAUCACCAUCUACAAAGCAAAUGAUUGAAACUUGUAUAAAAAUAAAAUAAAAAUAACAAGUAUUUCUAAGAAAAUGAAA